Molecule: messenger RNA, 579 nt
Organism: Bipolaris maydis ATCC 48331
Lineage: Eukaryota; Fungi; Ascomycota; Dothideomycetes; Pleosporales; Pleosporaceae
Product: Lipocalin-like domain-containing protein
Source: RefSeq, a predicted model, not a curated record
AUGCGCUUCACCAUCCCCAUUGCACUUCUUGCAUCCGCAUCGGCAGCACUACCAGCGCCCGCAACAUCUUCGGGUAAACCCAGCCCGCCGGCAUCAUCCGCCAUCCUCAAGGCCCUAGCCGGCACUUACACGCUCCUCAACACAUCGAGCACGCUCAACGACGAGCCCAUUCCCGACGCCACGUAUGGCGCGGCCCCCGUCGGCAACCUCAUCUACACAGCCUCUGGCUUCAUGAGCGCCACCAUCACAGCUACGGAAAAGGAAUUUCGCCCCCUCGUCUCGUUCCCCUUCCUCGCCAACGAAUCAGACGCCGAUUGGGCGCUCGUCGGCAAGCACAGCAUUGGCUACUCGGGCCCUUUUAGAAUCAACACGGCCCUCCCUGCAACCGAGACCGAGGGCCAGGUAUUCCAUGGGCCGUUGACGGUCGCAAAUGUCCCGACAAUGGUGGGGCAGGAGCAUAGAAGGAAUUACACGAUUGUGGAGCGUGAGGAGGAGGGCAAAAUGGUCAAGUACUUGAAGAUUGGGAGUGAGAGGGGUGGAGGGUUCCGUGGUGUGCUUUGGUGGAGGCGAUUGGAUUAG